AUGUCUCGCGACAACGUCGCCGUCGCCUCUCCGCGUGCCUCCUCUCUGACUGGAAAGAAACGACCACGUGAAUAUGAAACCGACAAAGAUGCUGCGCGAAGGACUCGAUCUGUCGGCGAGCUUCGUGAGGCGCGCGACCGUGAAGCCUUCCAGCGUCAGCUGAUCGGUGUUUUCGUUCCCCGUGCUCUUAAGGAGAGUGCCGAGGGAAACAUGAAAAACUACAACGACCUCCUUUCCCACUUCUUGCCGACUCCCACACAGCCUCUCGUCCAGCUUGUCCCACUGCUGCCACUCGUCAGAGCUCUAACGGCCCACGUCUCCCUUCUCAUGCCAUCCCUUCAUGGCGGUCUCAUCUCUGCGAUCGUCAAUCUGCCCUGGGCCACGGGGGACGAGAAGUUUGUUAAGAGCUAUGUGGGACUGUGCGGUGUUAUCGUGUCUGCCCAUCCUGGAUGGACAAAGGAGAUCGUAUCGAUGGCUGUGAAGGGCCUCACUUGGCAACACCCCACUUCUGUUCCCUCCACCAUUACUCGACGCGAAUACCACGCUCGGCAUCAUCUUCUGCUGUCUCAUCUAUUGAGCCUCAUCCCUACGCUCCCGAACGUUCUUCAACCUCUCCUCAACCGGUACGCCCCGCAUAAGCGCGAAGCCGAGGUUGUGCAGACGACGUGGGUCCGCAACUGUUGUGAACUCAUCGACUACUGCCCCGAAUUGGGCGCGAGAGUUUGGGCAUCCCUCGUUGAUCGCAUGCUUCGCAUCGAUGUGGAAAUCACGAACCGUCUGGAGGACGACGAUGACGAUGACGAGGAUGACGAGGAUGAGACCGGCCCCCGAGCGAUGAGCAUUGAUCCGUUCGAGCUUCUCAUAAGUCAAGAUGCUCCCAAGGACGGGAUCGACGAUGACGACGAUGACAGCGAUGAUGAUGACGAGGGCGACCCCGAUCCUGACGCCCUGUCGUCGGACGACGAGAACGAGGACGAUGGCGACGAGCACGACCUCGCGAAGCUCGCCGCUGCGCGCCCAAAGAAGCGCGAGGUACUCCGGACCAUGCGCUCCAAGCUGGACGGUAUGCUGUGCUAUUUUUUGCGGUACCUCGAAGAGGCCAUGGGCGCCCGUGAGCGCGGUCUGUCUGCGGCCGAGGUUGCCGCACAAUCUCUCGUUUCCGGCAGCGGCAGCUCCACACCCCGCGCCGGCACGCCGCGCCCCAGCACCCCAACGAGCUCUACCCCGCGUAGCAGCGGAUCGUCUGCUCCCAACUCAGCGGUUCCUGCUCUCGCGACUCGGCCGCCGCCCAACCCCGCGCAGUCGCUUGCGCAUUUCCAGACACUUCUCAACCUGUUCUCCCGCCAAAUCCUUCCGACGUCGGCAACCCAGCACCUCCCUUUCGUUAUCUUCAUGUGCUCUUCCUUUUCACCCGCGCAUACCGAACUCUUCCUGCAUCUCCUGGUCUUGCAGUCUCUCUACGCCCGUACCAGCGACCAGCCGACCCUCGCCUCUCAGCCUGUUUCCCUCUCCCAGCGUGUGGCCGCGACGGUUUACAUCGGCUCACUUGUUUGCCGGGCCCGCUUUGUUAGCGACGAACAGGCUCGCACAGUCAUGGGCUACCUCCUCGCUUAUGUCGACGGCAAACUGCAUUCGGCGCGUGCAAAGAAGAACGAUCCCGAGCUUCCGCUGUUCUACGCUGUCUGCCAAGCUGCGAUGCUCAUAUUCUGUUUCCGCUGGCGCGCAUUCACGAACCAGGACGACAUGGAGGUCACGGGUGAGAUGGACAUGGACGAGGCUCAGGGGGGCCAGUGGAUCGCAGACCUGGACGUGCUCCAACGUGCAAUCACGUCUGAGCUGAACCCGUUGCUGGGUUGCAACCCCAACAUUGUCUCCACGUUCGCCAAGGUCGCGAACGCUACCAACUUUGCGUACUGCUUCAGCAUCAUCGAGGCCAAUCAGAAUGCCCAUCGCGUACCUACGUCAAGUUCGCUGAACGGUUCGCAGCUCGGCCGCCAGCGCACUUUUGCGCGUACGCAGAGCGUUCCCAAUAUGCCGACACAGGCUGCUGCGUCCAACAUUGCUAUUCCUAAGCUCGCACGCCAGAUCAACAUUGACGCAGGACUCGAUGACUAUUUCCCUUUUGAUCCCUAUGAUCUCCCCGUUUCCGGCGAGUUCAUCGAGCACUUGUACCGGACGUGGGAUGAUGUGGCCGUUGACCUUGGAGGAGACAGUGACUCGGACGAGGACGAAGACGAGGAUGCCAUGGAGACCGACGAGGACGAAGAGGAUCUUCCUGAGGGCAGGCUCAGAAUAAAGAACAAGGCGCGCCAGAUGCCCAAGGAGAACAGCUCUUGGCACCGCCAUCGCGACCUCAUGGACGGAGGCAUCUCCACGAGUUUUGAGACGAUGAACCUCUCUCCUCGCUUCUCAGGCGCAUCUGGUGUCACCAGCGAAGCUUAA
Molecule: messenger RNA, 2442 nt
Organism: Trichosporon asahii var. asahii CBS 2479
Lineage: Eukaryota; Fungi; Basidiomycota; Tremellomycetes; Trichosporonales; Trichosporonaceae
Product: RNA polymerase I transcription factor
Exons: 2
Coding region: 1-2442 (813 amino acids)
Biological process (GO): transcription initiation at RNA polymerase I promoter
Cellular component (GO): nucleus
Molecular function (GO): RNA polymerase I core binding; RNA polymerase I general transcription initiation factor activity
Source: RefSeq, a predicted model, not a curated record